Molecule: messenger RNA, 870 nt
Organism: Trypanosoma cruzi
Lineage: Eukaryota; Euglenozoa; Kinetoplastea; Trypanosomatida; Trypanosomatidae
Exons: 1
Coding region: 1-870 (289 amino acids)
Source: RefSeq, a predicted model, not a curated record
AUGCGUGGUGGCUUUAGAAGGGGGCGGUUUGACAGGCUUCCACAGCCAGGGGCGGUGAACAGCUAUUCCGAGGCAAUUUAUCCACCUCGUGUGUACCAUUACUACACCCAACAAUCUGGCGUUGCCGCUUCUUCUUCGGCGGGAGUCAUCGUGCCAAGCAUUGACGAUGGAGUUGGUGAAACACGUGGACGAGAGGCAAUUCCACAGGGCGUUGGCCCAGUGAUGGAUAAAAAGUCUCCGCCAUUACUCCGUGACUUUGUUGGUUGCUUUAUUGAUGGCAAUCAACAUGUGGCCAAUUCUCGUGCCUUUGCCAUUUUGGAUUCGGGGAAAGAACCUCUCAAUGUGCUUCAUUAUCCAACAUUGCUUGGAGUUAACAGAAAAGAUGAGGACGCAGGGGCUCCCAUAGCGGAUAAAAAUGCAGCACAUGUUUCGACCGCUGGAGAUCACGAAAUACGUCGCUGGGAGGAUUCAUUGGGGCUUCCAGCUGAACUCAGAAUAUAUGGACUGGCAAAGUCUACUGGCGACAUGUCAACUGCCGCGGUGGAUCGUCUUCGCAUUCGUCCUUCCAAACGAAAACGCAUCGUGAAGCCGAUACGACGAGGAACGAAGGUGGUUGUUCUUCCUCCUGCUUGCACCGAAGACGCUCAGGAGAUUAAAAAAGUAAGACGAAUUGUAGGCGAAGAGGGAGAAACUGAAGGUGGGAAUAGGGCGCAACCAAGGCGCGAGAACGACGACCGGAACGAGGAGGGAAGUGGUGGUUUUGACAGAGAGGAUGAUGAGGCAUCAUUGUCCUAUAAUAUCGAUGACGAUGACGACGGCGGUGAUUUGGAUGGACCCGAGGGAAGCGGUGGUGAGGAAGACUUUUUUUGA